GCAGCAAGGGAAUGGGCGUGGCUGUGGCUGAAGGUGAUCCACGUAGCAUGGCUGACACGGGAACUGCAUGGAGGCCUCCUCGGGCGUGCGACGAUUACUGGAGCGAAUACAAGCACUGCAAAAGCCUCCUGCAUCGCUUUCACUGUUACUACACGCUGGGAGAGGCGCCCUCCUGUCAGCAGUGGAAAGCAGACUAUUACAGCUGCAGAGACUGGGAGAAGCACCAGACAACCGAGGCGAAGGAAGCUCUGCGUGAAAGUGAGCGUCACAGGGUUGCACAGCAGAAGCAGCACGCCCCUGUCUGGGAGCUGAGAAAGAAACCGCCCGCUGACUGGCACCUGCCUCUCGAGUACAGAGACCCAAAGGACUCGUGAGCAGCGUCCCGCUGGAGCAGGACUGAACUUCAGGCAGCCAAACGCUAACUUGGUGGAUAUAUUUUUUUAUUUUUUAUUUUUUUGCAACAGGAAUCUGACAAGCAAUCCUUUUUUUUUCCUUUAUAUUUAAUCCAGAAAAACAGACCAUACUAGACCAUCAUGUUAAUGCUACAUUACCUGUAGGUUUACAUUAGUUUGAAUUAAUUUCAGCGUCUUCUGUAACUCUUAUCUACUUGCCUGUUCUAGAACUGGAAUGGCAGGGUUAAUUAUUAGGAUCCUCCAAGUAACUUAAGGCUGUUUUUGUGUGAAAGCUCUACAUGUUGGGGGGAUAAACCCAAAAUAAUAAAAAUAUGCUAAAGACUC
Polyodon spathula (Mississippi paddlefish) is the source of this 737-nucleotide messenger RNA. RefSeq names its product chromosome 25 C22orf39 homolog (gene c25h22orf39). Bases 12 to 374 code for a protein of 120 amino acids. The transcript is spliced from 3 exons. The record is from RefSeq and is a predicted model, not a curated record. NCBI's taxonomy places the organism in Eukaryota, Metazoa, Chordata, Actinopteri, Acipenseriformes, Polyodontidae.